Molecule: messenger RNA, 902 nt
Organism: Erigeron canadensis
Lineage: Eukaryota; Viridiplantae; Streptophyta; Magnoliopsida; Asterales; Asteraceae
Product: 3-hydroxyacyl-[acyl-carrier-protein] dehydratase FabZ-like
Exons: 4
Coding region: 105-770 (221 amino acids)
Biological process (GO): fatty acid biosynthetic process
Molecular function (GO): hydro-lyase activity
Source: RefSeq, a predicted model, not a curated record
AAGUUCCAAGCUGAAUACCCUGCCCAACUAAUCAGUAAUCACCAUCUUCCCUUUAAACACAAAAACACAUUCCUCUUACCAUAAUAAAUCCUAUCGCAUCUCCAAUGGCUUCCAUACCUCUCUUCCAAAUCAACUCUCUUUCCCCUCUCUCUAACCGGAGCCCCAAACCCGUAUCCACCAUCUCUUUCAAUCCAUUCUCACUUCAAACAUCCCAAUUAAAUAUUACUAACAAACAUAAUUCCAUUAUUACAAAAUCUUCUUCUUCUUCUCCAAGUGAUAGCUCAAAUAAUGAAACCCCAAUUGAACUAAGGUUUCCUGCCUUUCCAACUGUUAUUGAUAUCAAUCAAAUUCGCAGUUUUUUGCCUCACAGGUUUCCAUUUCUUUUGGUGGAUAGAGUGAUUGAGCAUAAUCCAGGUGUUUCAGCAGUUGGGAUCAAGAAUGUGACUAUUAACGAUAACUUUUUUCCAGGCCAUUUUCCGGAGAGGCCAAUUAUGCCCGGUGUACUCAUGGUUGAGGCAAUGGCACAAGUUGGUGGUUUGGUAAUGCUGCAGCCGGAAGUGAGCGACUUAGGUAACAAUUUUUUCUUUGCCGGAAUUGACAAGGUGAGGUUCAGAAAGCCGGUGGUUGCUGGAGACACUUUAGUAAUGAGAAUGACACUAAUCAAACUUCAAAAACGCUUUGGAAUCGCAAAGAUGGAGGGAAAAGCAUACGUUGGAGGUGAGGUCGUUUGUGAAGGUGAAUUUUUGAUGGCUAUGGGUAGCAGUGAGUAAUAUAUUGGCAAUCCAUGGUUUACUAGCUUAAAGCUUGUAUGUUUUUCUGUUCUUUUUUUCUACCUAUAUUAACUGAAGCACUCUAAUUAUAACCUUAUUUGAUUAGUUUAAUGAGCCAAUUCUUUUUGUGCC